AUGGCGACGAGGCCGCCAGCGGAGGGGAAGCCGUGGGAGCUGGCGGCGAACCCGCGGCUGUCCAAGGGCAAGACGGUGCCCGUGGUGGUGCUGGACGGCUGGGGCGAGGCGGCGCCCGACCCCUUCAACUGCAUCCACAUCGCCGACACGCCCACGCUCGACGCCCUCAAGAAGUUGCUGCUCAAAGGGGCAAGCGAGCGCGGGGCGAAGAGGAUACGGGUUCACGUCCUCACGGAUGGCCGGGACGUGCUGGAUGGCAGCAGCGUCAGGUUCGUGGAAAUGCUCGAGGAGGACCUUGCUAGGCUUUGGGACAAGGGCGUUGAUGCGAGAAUAGCCCUGCUUCGGCGGAUGUAUGUCACGAUGGAUCGUUAUGAGGUACAGUACUAUAGCUGCGUCUCUGAGCAUAGAGAAGAACGCUUGAAUGACUGGCAGGUUGUGAAGCGAGGUUGGGAUGCGCACGUCCUCGGUGAAGCCCCCCACAAGUUCAAGAACGCUCUCGAGGCUGUGAAGAAGCUCAGGGAGGAUCCAAAGGCCAACGUCCAGUACUUACCUCCCUUCGUCAUAGUCGAUGAGAGCGGAAAGCCGGUCGGCCCGAUACAGGACGGAGAUGCUGUCGUGACGUUCAAUUUCAGAGCUGACCGGAUGGUGAUGCUUGCGAAGGCGCUGGAGUACGAGGACUUCGACAAGUUUGAUCGUGUCAGGUUCCCCAAGAUACGCUAUGCCGGUAUGCUUCAGUACGAUGGCGAGCUAAAGCUUCCAAGCCAUUAUCUCGUUGCUCCCCCGGAGAUAGAGAGGACAUCGAGUGAAUACUUGGCGCGCAACGGCAUUCGCACCUAUGCUUGCAGUGAGACGGUCAAAUUUGGUCAUGUCACCUUUUUCUGGAACGGAAAUCGGUCUGGCUACUUCAACCAAGACUUGGAAAAAUAUGAAGAAAUUCCCAGCGACAUCGGCAUCCCCUUCAAUGUUCAGCCCAAGAUGAAGGCCUUGGAAAUUGCACACAAGGCAAGGGAUGCCAUCCUGAGCCGAAAAUUUGAUCUGGUACGGGUCAACAUUGCAAAUGGAGAUAUGGUUGGCCAUACAGGAGACAUUGAGGCAACCAUUGUUGCAUGCAAGGCAGCUGAUGAGGCUGUUAAGAUCAUCCUCGAUGCCAUUGAGGAAAUGGGUGGCAUUUUUGUACUGACUGCCGACCAUGGUAACGCCGAGGACAUGGCGAAAAGAGAUAAGUCUGGAAAGCCACUCCGGGACAAGGACGGGAAGGUCCAGACCCUUACUUCGCACACGCUGAAUCCGGUUCCAAUCGCAAUAGGAGGCCCUGGGCUUGCACCUGGGGUCAGGUUCCGUACAGACCUCGCAAAUGCCGGCCUCGCUAAUGUUGCAGCGACAGUCAUGAACCUUCAUGGGUUUGAGGCCUCUGAUCAUUAUGAGCCAACACUGAUCGAAGUCGUCGACAAGUGA
Messenger RNA from Miscanthus lutarioriparius, 1455 nucleotides. Lineage: Eukaryota; Viridiplantae; Streptophyta; Magnoliopsida; Poales; Poaceae. The record is from the annotation of a GenBank genome assembly.